AUGACCACCACUACAGAUUUUGUUAAUAAAGAAGAACAACAGUAUUUAGAUCUAUGUAAACGUAUCAUAGAAGAAGGAGAAUUUAGACCUGAUCGUACAGGUACAGGCACUUAUAGUAUAUUUGCACCACCCCAACUUCGUUUCAAUCUAAAGGAUAAUACUUUCCCCCUUUUAACAACCAAAAAAGUGUUUAGUAGAAGUGUCAUAUUAGAAUUACUUUGGUUUGUCAAAGGGUGUACUGAUGCCAAGGAAUUAACAAGACAAGGCGUCAGGAUUUGGGAAGGUAAUGGGUCAAGAGAAUAUCUAGAUAGUUUGGGACUAACUGAUAGAAAUGAAGGUGACCUAGGUCCGAUUUAUGGAUUUCAAUGGAGACACUUUGGUGCUGAAUAUAAAACCUGCUAUGAUGAUUAUACAGGUCAAGGUGUUGAUCAACUAGCCUCGGUUAUUGACAAAUUAAAGAAUAGUCCAUAUGAUCGUAGAAUCAUCAUGAGUGCUUGGAAUCCAUCAGAUUUUCCUAAAAUGGCUUUACCACCAUGCCAUGUUUUUUCUCAAUUUUAUGUGAGUUUUCCUAAAGAUGGAGGGAAACCAAAACUCUCUUGUUUAUUAUAUCAAAGAUCAUGUGAUAUGGGUUUAGGUGUCCCAUUUAAUAUUGCUUCUUAUGCACUUCUAACUAAAAUGAUCGCUCAAGUUUGUAAUAUGGAACCUGGUGAAUUUAUUCAUACCAUGGGGGAUGCACAUGUUUAUACAGACCAUAUUGAUGCUUUAAAACAGCAACUCGAAAGAAACCCGCGAAAGUUCCCUAAAUUAACAAUUAAAAGAGAUGUUAAAGAUAUCGAUGAUUUUAAAUAUGAAGAUUUUGAAAUAACUGAAUAUGACCCACAUCCAAAGAUUACUAUGAAAAUGAGCGUUUAG
Messenger RNA from Saccharomycodes ludwigii, 912 nucleotides. RefSeq names its product thymidylate synthase (gene CDC21). Gene Ontology annotation, biological process: dTMP biosynthetic process. Gene Ontology annotation, molecular function: thymidylate synthase activity. Lineage: Eukaryota; Fungi; Ascomycota; Saccharomycetes; Saccharomycodales; Saccharomycodaceae. Bases 1 to 912 code for a protein of 303 amino acids. The record is from RefSeq and is a predicted model, not a curated record. The transcript has a single exon. Gene Ontology annotation, cellular component: mitochondrion; cytosol.